AUGAUACCAUGGAUGAGAGAAAAGUUUGCCGAAAGACGUGCCCGUUGGCAACAGUCGCGCAAGCAACCACGCGCUGCCGGCGAUUGUACUUCAAGCUGUAGCUCUGCUUCGUCCAGCUCUGGCCCCCCUUCAAGUGAACCUUCGUCGGGAACGCCACCCGCACCCGGCACCAGCGCAUCACCUGGCCACGGGCGUCUCCACGGCCUCCGAAAUCCGCGCUAUGGACAACGAGUCACAGGGACACACAUAGCACAGCAAUCUCAGCAACCAUCGACAUCAAGUGGUGGUGGGUCGUCGUGGCGAACGCGACCUUCGCCAGACAGAGCGAAUGGUGAAACAAAAGCGGAGCAAGGAGCUGAACAUCAGAUUACGCUACGGAUUAUAAGCCCUCGGGGAGGUAUGGUCAAUGUGGAUGUUAGACGUGUCCUAAAUGGACGCCAAUUGAAAAUGCACGGCCUGGAGAAGUUCGCCAGCAAUGCCUUUACGAUGCCACAUUUUUCAUCGGAUCUUGACAAACUGGCCGACCGCUAUCGGCUGAUACGAUCCCACAACAAACGAAUUUUCCGCGACGACGAUCUGUUACUUAACGUACAUGACGACGAAGAGUUUCUGUUAAUUGCCAAACGUAUUGACAAGCCUCAGGUCGAGGAUAGUACGAAGGGGCCUUCGGUUGCAGAUAUAUUAGCUGCUACACGACACAUUCCUCUGUCGCGAAUUAAUCAGGCAUCGGUGAACUUUAAUCUUGGCAUGGUACAAGCGGAUGAACUUCAGCAAGAUCUCCGGCGUAUAAUUAUAUCACUUUCGAAAGCAUCGGCAUACAUACUAGGAACUGGAACGUGCGCGGAAAAGCUGAUUGCGUUGUUCCAACAACGUCUCAUAAACAGAAAACGCCAUCAAAUUAGUUCAAUUGAAACGCUACUAGAGAUGGGAUUUUCCCUGGAUAAGAUAAAUCAAGCCUUACAAAUUACCAAAAAUGUCUUUCCAGCGGCUCUAGACUGGCUCAUUCAGAACGAUAGUUCAGCAAAGCUUUUUAACUGUGAUAAGCGCGCUUCAUGUGCAUCGACUUCAACUACAACAAACCAAACCCACUUACCAGUGGGUGCGCAGGAAUCUGACAAUAGUAACAGCGGAAAAAACUCGGACACCAGCAACGAAAGUAGAUCCCUAUCGAGAUCAUCCUCCAUCAGAGAUUCUAUCGAUGAGCCUGAAGAACGCGAUGAAGACGCUUUUGAUGGAGACAGCGAAGGUGAAAUAGGGGGUUCUAAAGAAAAGUAUCUUUUCAAGACCAAACGAGAUAACAUCGUGACACUGUUGGAGAUUGUGCGGUUGUAUUCAGAGAAAAGCGUUGUUCCGGCCCCAGAUUUGCUCGCCCCCAUAAUGGAAAUGGGUUUUGAGGAAGAGAGCGUUCGAGAAGCUUUAAUUGCAACACACAACAAUCAGACCGCCGCGUGUGAGUGGUUGCUGGGAAAUCGGGCGAAAAGUGUACAGGGUUUAAACGAUGGGCUGCCGAUGGAGUCCCCCAUUUUACGUGUUCUAAUGGACUCACCACAAGUACAAGUUAGUUUAGGAAAUCCAAAAAUGUUUAUUGCACUGAUCACAAUGUUAGAAAACUCCUCAACAAUGACCAUGUGGCUUAGCGACAACGAUACUUCCUCGGUACUGGGACACAUCCUGCGUACAUACCAUGAGGAGAAACACAUACUUGCUAUCAAUCAAUACAGCAACGCACCGCAAAAUAGCUUCAGCCAACGAUAAAGCACAAUUAUCCACGAUAAUGCACGUGGCCUUGGCCUCUAGCGUCUCGAUAUUGGUGCUUUUAAUGAAAAUUUUAACUUCAGUAGAAAGAACAAGAAAACUGUCAGCUCUUCGCGGAACGCAGUGAGGAUAAACGAAACUAUAGAUGUACCGAUAGUCUUUCGAUAGUAAUGUUACUGGUUAGGGCUUCUACGACUAAAUCCAAGUUCAAAUAUUGUUACUGUGG
Anopheles cruzii is the source of this 1981-nucleotide messenger RNA. RefSeq names its product ubiquitin-associated domain-containing protein 1 (gene Kpc2). NCBI's taxonomy places the organism in Eukaryota, Metazoa, Arthropoda, Insecta, Diptera, Culicidae. Gene Ontology annotation, molecular function: protein binding. The record is from RefSeq and is a predicted model, not a curated record. The transcript is spliced from 8 exons. The coding region runs from base 1 to 1755 and encodes 584 amino acids.